Polyodon spathula (Mississippi paddlefish) is the source of this 4122-nucleotide messenger RNA. Its product is annotated as CMP-N-acetylneuraminate-beta-1,4-galactoside alpha-2,3-sialyltransferase-like. Bases 2148 to 3221 code for a protein of 357 amino acids. The record is from RefSeq and is a predicted model, not a curated record. The transcript is spliced from 10 exons. Lineage: Eukaryota; Metazoa; Chordata; Actinopteri; Acipenseriformes; Polyodontidae. Gene Ontology annotation, molecular function: sialyltransferase activity.
CCCCAAAAAUACCCAAAUAUAUUCAGACCUGGUGGCCAUGUUGGGAGGUGGUAAUGUUCUGUAGGUCCACAUCACAAGCAUUGUUAAAGGUGUUUUUCUUCGUUCACAACCCUCUGCCUUUAACCAUUGAGAUACAAUCCAGAUAAAUUCAUCUGUCCAUCCAUGAUAGGAAAGAUGGAUAAUAGCAACACUGCUUUUUUUUAAUGUAUUUUUGGCUACCAAUUUCUCUCAAGUCUUAUCUAGGCAUGUUUGUUGAAUGAUGAUUAUGUUUUGAGUUCAUCAUUGCAUAUUAGUAAAGCAGCCUUACCUCCCAACAUUGCACUGCUACCCCAGAUAGUAUAAUGUUGUUUCAUCGCUUUUAAUCUUGCAAAGACCUUAGUUUGCUGCAAUUUCAUUACUUACAAAAAUUUGGCACCAAAGCGUGUAUUGAAAGAACUGUGUUUCCUCUCUGAAUACCCCUGGUUAAAAGUUCAGUAGUAAUAAGGAGUUCAUUAGUUUUAUUUAAUUUUUGAUUAGUCUGGCCAAUUUUAAAUUACUCCCGGGCCAUCAAGGAACACAUGCUGUCGACAGACAUGCUAAAUUAAUGACUUUUUACUUAAAUGAUUACUAUUGUGUUUUUUUUUUUAUUGUGAUAGAAAUUUUUUUCUUCUAGAAACACUGGAGAGUACUUUUAAAGUCUUACUAAGUAAAGCUUUGACUGUUUUCUUAAAUCGCCUUCUCCUGUUACAAAAUGAGACCCCUGUGGGAAACAGAGGACUAGUUAUACGACCUCUGAUGAUAAGUCAUGUUUAACCAGGAUAGCUCAUGACUUCUGGGGAUAGUGGAGGAGGACGUGUUUUAUAAUGGGGAGUUUGAGCUUAAACUCUGGUGGCUACAAAGUCCUGUUAAAUUAACCUUCUGAUUUGUGUAUUUGAUAGCUUACAUUUUUUGUAUGUAUUUAGGUUGUUAAAAAUUACAAGGCAACAUUUAAAUGAGGGGAGAAGAAGCUUGUUAAAUCCAUCCCUAUUAGUUUUACUGUCUUACCAGUACUGCUUUUGUAAGGAUUUUAAACGGAGACACUGAACCUUCCAACUCUUGCUCUGAUAGCUUCUGGCGAAAGGGAACCUCUCGCCCCCAUCAACCGCAUUGCCUGAUCCCUGCUGCAGUUAAACCCUGGACCCUUUCUAUCUGCUGUGGUUUCAAUGUGUGUAUCCACUGUCUGCUGCUAGUACUGCUGCUUAAAAACCUGUUAACUUCAGCCCAAUUCAAUUCACUUUGUUUUUCUGGAGAAAUAGUGAAAGGUCAUCUCUGCACAGAUUGGGAGCAGUAUUUAUUUUGAUUAGAUUAACACAUCAUCAUCAAUGAGGGAGGUCAUUCAAACCAAUCAAGUAAAUAUGCGUAGCUGCUUAUAAUGUCCCACCCAGCUAAGUUCAUUAAGGUUGGUGUAUGUUGUUUCCACAGUUCGGUAAUGCUAGCACAGUUUCAAUAAAAAAAUAAAAUAUGUUUUUUUGGAUAGGAUUAUAGCUUGCAAGUUCAAUUAAUCCAGGUACAUGCAUGUCUGACUACAAAAAAGUAUAGUUUAGGUAGUUUAGUAAUUUUCCAACACAAAGAUUGAAUGUUUUUGUAUCCUCACCAGUAAGACUAUUGUAUUAAUAAGAUGUAAGUGUUGUUGUUUUUUUACCUUUAAGGAGGAGGUGAGGUAUAGAGAUUAGGAAGUUACAUGAGAAAGAAAUAAAAAUGUGACAAUUGUUUUAAAUAUAUUUCUAUACUUUAGCAGCAGUAAUCCUAGGAUACAUGUUUUCUGCUGGACACAAUAGUGUUUUAAGGGGUCUGAAGAAUUCAAUAGUUCCAGAAGAACAGUUCUUAUUGUUUGUUUGUGGUUCUGGAAUUCUAGUGAUUCCACUCUCCAUGUAUAAUAAUGAUUAUUCCCAGUGUACAGUGCAGUAGAACUUUAUAUUUAAUAUAGUACUGUGUAGAACUGGUUUCAGGUUUUUCUGCUUGUUUUUUAAAUUUCUAUGCAGUUCCGGGGGUAGGUCACAAGUUUUUUUUCUGUAGUGUCAACAGAAUAUUAGAGUGUUUUAAUAAGUCAGUUAUCAGAUGAGACCCCCGACCAUAGCUACAAAAUUGCUGACUUUGGAGUUUCAUAUCUCUGGACAGACCUGUUUUAAAUGUUGUUGAUUUAUUUUUUAGUUGCUCUGAUUUACUAUUCCUUGCCUGAAGAGCCAAGAGAGGAAACUGGAGAUCCGGCAUCGUUUUUCACAGCAGGACAGAAAGGAAUUACAUUUGACAAACAAGGCUUCCUGGUGAAACUUGAUGCUAAGCUCCCACUAGAGUUAACGUACAAAUAUGGCAAUCUCAGCGAGGGAGCUUGCAAACCUGGGUACGCAGCAGCCAAGAUGACGGCCAUCUAUCCAAAGUUCACUAAACCAGCCCCAAUGUUUCUAGAUCGGAACUUUAAACGACUGUCAAGAAUCGGUCAUUAUUUGCCUCCGUUUGGGAUCAAAACACAAGAAAAAGUAAUCGACAGUAUUUUGGCACUUACGAAAAAUUACGGGCUGUCCUCUGCUCUGGAUAGUCUGAGCUGUAAGAGAUGCAUCAUUGUUGGGAAUGGAGGGAUCCUCGCCAACAAGUCUUUGGGGUCUCGGAUCGACGACUAUGACGUUGUUGUGCGGUUGAAUGAGGCUCCAGUGAAAGGAUUUGUGAAAGACGUGGGUUCGAAAACAACAGUAAGGAUCACGUACCCCGAAGGAGCCAUCCAGAAUCCCGAUCGCUAUGAGAAGGACUCCCUCUUUGUCUUCUCUGCAUUCAAACCCCUGGACUUCAAAUGGCUCAAGCAGAUUGCAUCCAAGGAGAAGCUGCGUGGGACAGAUGGAUUCUGGAAGUCGGUGGCCCUACAGGUCCCCAAAGCGCCCACAGAGAUGCGCAUCCUGAACCCCUACUUUAUCCAGGAGGCUGCCUUCCACUUCAUUGGGCUGCCUCAGAACAAUGGGCUCAUGGGGAAAGGGAAUAUUCCCACCCUGGGCACUGUUGCUAUAACAAUGGCCCUCCAUAACUGUGAUGAGGUGGCGGUGGCAGGUUUCGGGUAUGAUAUGAACACCCCUUACGCACCCUUGCAUUACUACGAGAACGUCAAGAUGUCUGCCAUUAAAGAGUCUUGGACCCACAACAUUGGGAAAGAGAAGGAGUUUCUCCGCAAGCUGGUGAAGGGCAAAGUUAUCACCGACCUGACAAACGGGAUCUGAAACAUCUUGGGGUUGGGGGAAAAAACCCUUCCAAAUGACUAGUAGAAGGGAGGGUACCCCUUGAGAGGCACCAGAAAACAGCUGAGUACAGCUAGGACCCCCUCCCCAUCAGAAAGAUGGUGGAAAAGAAAACCAGCAAACAUGGCUGUAGGAUCUGUCCCAGCUGACACCUGUGUCGUUGGGCGAAAGCUGCUUGGGAGGGUGUAGGGUGGGUGGGGGCAUUAUAUUUAGUGUUAUUUUAUGUGGUCUCUACAAACCGAAGCAUUAAGUGUUUUAAUUUUUAAAAACAGUGAAAAAAAGUAGUUAAAGAAAAAAUAAAACAUAAGACAAUGUAGGAUGUGCCAAAUGUACCUCUGGAGGAGACGCCCUCCGUCAUGUGUUUUGAAUGUAUACAGUAGUGUUAGACAUCAGGGAAUCGCCUUUCCUUUUUUCUUUCCGGUUUUCAGUAGUUUGCAUCGCCCUUUCUAUGAGAGAGUCUCCGUCCGGGUGUCAGCGUACAUCUCCUGCUGCUAUCGCUGAGAAAGGGCAAGUUGCUCUGUUUUGAGAAUUCUUCGGUUUUUAAACACGCGACGUCCUGGAUUAUUUGUGUGAUGCUGGAGUGAAUCCUGAAAACACACACAAAAAGAAAAAAUAAAAAAGAGGUCAACCUUUUCAAAAUCUCUGAAUUUCCAGUUUUGGAAAGUGAAGAUGGAAGUUUGUUCCUCGGGAGUUUGAGUUUCUUUAGAACAAAGAAUUAAUCAGAAAGAUGUUUUUGAUGUCUGCUCAAACUUCUGAUACGGACAUGUUUUUUUUUUUUUGCUCAGUUGCUUUUGAGAUCUUUGAAAUUUAAGCAACCAAACUCGUACAGUUUUUCAGUGUUAUUAUCAUGUAACCUGUUUUUUUUUUUUUUUUUUGGCUCGGA